GCGGCUUUUUCACAGGAGAGUGGUAAUUGAGGUGUGUUGUUAGUUAUGUCGGGGGACGGCUUGGGGGAAUACUUAAAGCAGCUUGAACAAGUUUCUGUUGCAUUGACACUAACUCCAGACAAUGAAGAGCUCAAGCAGCUAGCAUCAAGUUUAAAGGAGCUGAUCGAGCUGACAGAGCAGCAUGAAGAUGAAGACCCACAUACCGAGCAGCCUGCAAACGGAUGGGAAGACAAUGCUGCAUCAAGAUCUCUGGAUGAUGAGAUGGCUCUUUUUCAGUCGGAGAUUGCGGCAGUGGAGCGGGCCGACGAUCGGGAUCUGACCAGCUCCGAGGCCGACUCGCCAGAUGGCGACACUGAACAGCCGCCAGAGGGCGCUGACGACCAGCGGCGGCAGACUGCCGAGGAGCUGAAGGCAAGCCUCCAGGGUUUGGUCGGCGCCCGGUGCAGCGCGCCCUUCACCCAGGCCUGGGGCCAGCUCGAGUACCACGCCGCCAUUGUGGAGGCCGUCGACGACGCCAGCCUGGAGGACGCCCUCUCGGCCGAUGACGUCAAGGUCCGGGUAUUAUUCAGCCAUCCCACGCAGCGAGUCAUGCAGCCCUGCAAGUACUACAUGCGCCACACCUGCGACUACGGGGAUGAAUGUCGGUUCUCUCACGGCCACCUCGUUUCCGUGUGCGACAUCAGGGAGUACAGUGACGCCGUGUCCGGUCUGUCGCCGGGCGCCGCCGUGCUGGUGCGCCGCGACGCCGACAGCGGGCUCUGGCAGCGCGCUGCCCUCCUCUCGCUGGAGCCGGAGACGGAGCAGGCGGCCGUCCGGCUCGGCGGCGACGGUCGCCACCGCCAGGUGCCGCUUGCCGAGCUGGUGCCGCUGCCCGGAGCCCAGCCCGGACAAGGUGGCGGCGGGGACGUCAGCAGCUCGGACAGCGAGGACGGGAGCGCGCCGGAGCCUCGGUCCGCCGGCGACCCGGACCCGGAGGAGGCAGAGUUCUGCCCGCGUGUCACCUGGGAGGACAUCGCCUCCACGGGCCAGCUCGGCUCCUGGGAGAAGCACACCAAGGGCGUGGGUUCGCGGCUGCUGCGCCAGAUGGGCUACGUGACAGGCACCGGGCUGGGCCCGCUGGCCGACGGCCGGGUCGAGCCGGUCGAGGCGCGCGUCUACCCGGCCGGCCGCUCUCUCGAUCACUGCAUGGCGCUGCGGGAGGGCGGCGCCGGCUGUCUGCUGACCGUGGAGCGCCGCCUGGAGCGCGAGCAGCGCCGCCAGGAGAAGAUCGGCCGGAGGGCGCAGCGGCCCGGCCGGGGGCACGCCGCCAUGUUCGACGUGAUCAACCGCGCCACCGGGACGCCUGACCACGGAUCGGAGCCGGCGGCGGAGGACGGCCCGGUACGUUCCGCCUCUCGAGCCGAGCUCAACCUGCGUGACCUGCGCGUCGGCGAGCAGAUCCGGGACGUGGAGCGACACAUCGCGCGCCUCGAGGCCGGCUGGCGACGUAACGCUGGCGGCGCGCUGGGCGCUGACCUGCGCGCGCGGCUGGACGGCCAGCGCCAGCGGCUAGCGGGUCUGCGUUCCACCGAGCGCAGCAUCCAGGCCGAGAAGCGGCAGCGCACCGGCAGCAAGCGGCUCGACGUGUUCUGAGGCGGCCGGACGUGUUGCGAGGCGGCCGGACGUGUUGUCCGGCCGCAGACAGUGUCGCGAGGCGGCCGGCUGGGUUUUAGGACUGUGGGACGUGUUGCGAGGCGGUGGGUGGCGUGCUGGCGGGGUGGUGGGCGGCCACGGGCGACACGACCGUCAGUGCUGCCGCGACGUGACCGGGAGUCGGUCCGUCCCAGAGCCCUCAUCUUCGUCAGCGGCUGCCGAUGGCCGUCUGUCGACUAGCUGUGUGGGAGUGGCCACCGCCGCUCGGCGGCACUGACAGCUGCGUGACGCACGGGAUGUGACGCGCUCACAUGAGCUCUCGGCGCCACACGGCACGCCCGUGUUUUGUAGGUACGCGGAAUACAGGGAAACAGAAACUUCAGGCUGGGUACCAAACUUCGCCCUGGAAUGUGCUAUACACCAGUUGUGCGGCGCCUGCACGGAUGCCUGGCGUUUGCAACAUUACUUGCGCAACAAAGAGGAGUGUAUAUUCGUGUCACGGGCGUAUUAGUCUCAUUGCACUCAGUUUUGCAUUGUUCUGACCGCAUGGUUUUGUAUUGUGUCAUAUAUUUAACAUGCAAGACAACAAAGAUUCUCUAUGAUUGA
Pollicipes pollicipes is the source of this 2238-nucleotide messenger RNA. Its product is annotated as zinc finger CCCH-type with G patch domain-containing protein. The record is from RefSeq and is a predicted model, not a curated record. The coding region runs from base 46 to 1632 and encodes 528 amino acids. Gene Ontology annotation, cellular component: nucleus. Gene Ontology annotation, biological process: negative regulation of transcription by RNA polymerase II. The transcript is spliced from 10 exons. Lineage: Eukaryota; Metazoa; Arthropoda; Thecostraca; Pollicipedomorpha; Pollicipedidae. Gene Ontology annotation, molecular function: RNA polymerase II cis-regulatory region sequence-specific DNA binding; metal ion binding; DNA-binding transcription repressor activity, RNA polymerase II-specific.